This is a messenger RNA of Pedinophyceae sp. YPF-701, 1809 nucleotides long. NCBI's taxonomy places the organism in Eukaryota, Viridiplantae, Chlorophyta, Pedinophyceae. The record is from the annotation of a GenBank genome assembly.
AUGGACGCGGACUCACGGGCGGUUGCGCAGCUCGUGCGCCGCGCCGCCGACGUCGCGAUCGCCGACGACCGCCGCCUCGCCCGCCAGCGCGCCGCCGAAACCAGCCUCUAUCAGUCCGCGCAGGCUGGCGAUGUUGCAAGCCUGCGCCGCCUGCUUGCCGAGGGCGCGGACCCGAACGUCGGCUCGCCGCGGCUGACACACGAAGGCGCGAAAGUUCCGCCGCUGUGCGCGGCGGCGGCACGCGGCCAGACGGAGGCGGUGAUGGUGUUGCUAGAGGCUGGCAUCGUGCAGCUGCUGGUUGCGGCCGGCGCGGACGUGGCGGCCGUGGACAACAGCGGCAAACAGGCGUUGUACUACGCUUGCUGCGCGGACGCGUGCGAGACGGUGCGGGUGCUGGUCGAGGCCGGGGCGCCGACGGAGGCCGCGACGCCGGGCGGGCAUCCUUCGCUGCCGGCGCUGCACGUGUGCGCGAAGAAGGGUCACCUGGCAUCGGCGGCGGCAUUGCUCGCGGGCGGGGCGCACGUGGACGUGGACGAUGGCAAGGGCCUGUCGCCGCUGUACGUGGCGGCACGCGAGGGGCACUGCGACCUCGUCAAGCUGCUCGUCCAGCACGGCGCGGACGUGAACUGGACGCUCAGCCUGCACUGGAGCACCACCUCGCCGUUGCAGGCCGCGUGCUUGAACGCGCUGCCGGCGUACGGGCGUGGCACGGACCCGCCGCGACACACGCGGUACCGCGAGACGAUCCUGGCGCUGAUUGACCUCGGCGCCCGCGGCGCGGGCCCUGUGCUGCGCCUGUGUGCGGAGCGCGUCAUGGGGCCCGUGAUCAGCAUCCUCCUCGACCGUGCCGCCGCGGGGACCCCCGGCUCGCAAUACGUUUGGGAAGUGGUGGCGAACGUCCCGCUGGCCAUCCGCACGGCCGCCAAGUACACGUACGUGGACACCACGUCCACGCUGCAGCUGCUGAUCGACUUCCACCUCAACGUGGCGCCGCGGCUGGUGCACGACGACGAUCCGCGCGCCGCGGACCUGCUGGGCAUGCGCGGGAUCCACCUCGCCCUGCUCGAAGCCUGCAGCUUGCGCCGCACCCGGAAUGUGGAGACCAUCCUGCACGCGCUGCGGGCGGCCGGGGUGACGGUCCCGGACGAGCAGGGGCGCGAGGCCAUGUGGACGGCGUGCAGCCACAGCAACGCGCCGCUGAUCGAGGUGCUCCUCCGGCACGGCUUGGGCUGCACGCCGGACGGUACGCUGUCCGAGGCCUUCGUCGCGGUCGUGCAGACGCACUGGGACUGCGACCGGCGCCUGGCGGCGGCCCAGGUGCUGGUGAGCAGCGGCAACGUCGACGUCAACCACAGGACCAGCCAAGGCACGACGGCUCUCGAGGCGUGCGUGACGUACAGCCACCGCGUCGACAUCUCCCGGCUCGUCGAGUUCCUGCUCAGCGUCGGCGCGCGCCCGGUGCUCAGCGAGCGCGUCCGCGUGCUCUCGGACAGCGCGCGGAAGCAGGUGGGCGUCCUCGAAUGCCAGGGCACCAGGCGAGGCGACACGCAGCUGGAGCGCGCGCAGCGGCGCGUGGCGGUGCUCGCGAUGAUCGACGCGCGGCGCGGAGCCGUCGAGGCGCAGCUGCUCGCGGCGCUCGUGUCGGCGCGGCGCCUGGACGUCGGCCUCUACGACGCGCUGCGGCACUGGAUGCACGCGCACGAAGCGGAGCUGUGGCGCCCGCGGAGUAGCCCGCUACGGACCUGCGCGCCGGAGGGGCAGGGAUCGGCCGGGAGCAGCACGGGCGAUGGCUCGAGGUCGUGGCGAUGA